This is a messenger RNA of Colletotrichum phormii, 781 nucleotides long. RefSeq lists its product as uncharacterized. Gene Ontology annotation, biological process: translation; mitochondrial translational initiation. The record is from RefSeq and is a predicted model, not a curated record. Bases 60 to 698 code for a protein of 212 amino acids. The transcript has 2 exons. NCBI's taxonomy places the organism in Eukaryota, Fungi, Ascomycota, Sordariomycetes, Glomerellales, Glomerellaceae. Gene Ontology annotation, cellular component: mitochondrial small ribosomal subunit; ribosome. Gene Ontology annotation, molecular function: structural constituent of ribosome.
UGCGCCAGAUCGAUUUCCUCCGCAUUGUGCUCGCCUAGCCUCUGCGAAACUCAAUCGAAAUGGCGUCGGAAAUCGGGUUGCUGAGCAGGAGACUGCUCACCACCUGCACCAUCCCCAAUUCCUCUGUGCAUGCAGCACAAGCGUUCCGACAGCCGUUAUGGACUCAUCAGCGCGCCUUUGCGACCUCUUCGAUUCUCUCCGCUCCCCCUCGCUCCGGAUCACGAUCAAACCUCGAAGGCCUGUUCUCGAAGCCAGCCGCGACAAACUACGCCCAACCGCCACCUCCGCCGCCGCCCGCCGACGCGGCUGCCCCUUCUCAGGAGAAGUCCGAUAGUCCCUACGCAUAUGAUGCCACCUCUGACACAUUCGAUAUUUCCAAAAUCAUCGCUAUGGAAUCCGAUGAAUUCCUCAAGAAGCACUACCCUACAAGCAAGCAAGAGCCCGACCUGCGCACACGUCCACAAACUGGUCGAACGGUUCACCUUACCACCAAAACGGACUUAGCCAAGGCCCUUAAGCUUCUCGAUUUCAACUGCAAAAAGAACAAGACCAGGAAGUUUUCCCAAAUGCAGAGGUUCCAUGAGCGUCCAGGAAAGAAGCGCAAGAGACAGAAGAGUGAGAGAUGGAGGUUUCGUUUCAAGGAAGGCUUCAAGGCAACAGUGAAAAGAGUUAUGGAGCUCAAGAAUCAAGGCUGGUAGGAGCGACCACUAGCAUGUGACAAGAUGACUGUAGCACAUAGUGUCUACAAAAUGUACAAUAUGUAGAAAUCACAAAGAUUUUG